UGGAAGUGCCGGAGGGGCGGCGGGAAGGAGCGGCCGGUAACGGAGCGGCACCGGGGGGGUGUGUGUGCGUCUUAAAGGGGCCGGGGGGGGGUUAAAGGGACCCCCCCGUGGCCCCCCCCCCAGGCCAUGGCGGACCCGUCGCUGCUCUCGGCCGGGCUGGAGGCGCCGGACGCGGCGGAUGAGGCGCUGCGGCGGCUCCUGCUGCAGGCAACGCGGGAGGAGGACGAGGAGGAGCCCCCCCCCGCCGGGCCCUCCCGCGCUGUCACCCCCCAACCGGGGCUGUGUGUGAAGACCCGCGCGGGGGGGGCCAAAGUGUUCCUCAACGUGUGUCACUCGCGGGAGGUGCCGCCCCCCCCCCCGCUGUCUCCCCCCGGGCUCUGGCGCCUCCUGCACGGCCCCCGCCCCCCCCCCGGGGGGGGGUUCCGCAUCCCCAUGAGCCUGGGGGAGCCCCACGCGGAGCUGGACCAGGGUGGCCGGGGCUGCACCGCGUACGACGUGGUGGUGAACUCGGGCUUCUUCCGCACCCUCCAGGCGGACCCCCUGUACCUGGAGUUCUUCCUGACCGUGGCCAUGGAGGGGCUGUCGGAGAAGUACGGGGUGGAGCUGGAGCUCACUGACUGGCGUGUGCUGCAGAACCGCAAGUUCAUGGGCUCCAUCUCAGCCCAGAACAUCCGGGCCCGGCCCCGGCCCCACAUCCAGGAGCUGGAGGGCCCCCCCCCGGAGCCUCCCAAGUUCGUGGUGGUGGCCGAGCCCUCAGCUCAGCACCCAAAGGUGCUGCAGGCGCGGGUGCUCCUGCCCCAUAUUGAGGGGGCGGUUUCUCUGCAGCUCGGACUGAACCAAGAGCGGUUGGUGCUGGGGGGGGCCGGGGGGGGUCCCCCCCUCCUGCAGCUGGGGCUGCCCCUCCCCCCGGACCCCCCCCGCUGCCGCGCCCGCUUCCACCGCGGCACCAAGGUCCUCACCGUGACGAUGCCGCUGCAGUUGUGACCUUUGCCCUUUGCCCCCCCCCCACUUUUAUACGCGCCCCCCCAAUAAACCAUCACAUGUGUCCUCCCAGCC
Molecule: messenger RNA, 1056 nt
Organism: Strigops habroptila (Kakapo)
Lineage: Eukaryota; Metazoa; Chordata; Aves; Psittaciformes; Psittacidae
Gene: PIH1D1
Product: PIH1 domain containing 1
Biological process (GO): rRNA processing; box C/D snoRNP assembly
Cellular component (GO): ribonucleoprotein complex; cytoplasm; R2TP complex
Source: RefSeq, a predicted model, not a curated record